UGGAAAAGAAGGCGCUUCCGUCUCCGGUGUCAUGGCGGCGUCCUCCUCUGAAGGCGUGCCGGAGACCCAGGACGGGAAAAGACGGCAGUUCGGGAACCGGUUCCUGAGCGACCCGGCGCGCGUCUUCCACUACAAUGCCUGGGAUAAUGUGGAGUGGUCAGAGGAGCAAGCCGCGGCGGCGGAGAGGAAAGUGCAGGAGAACAGUUCCCAGCGGGUGAGCCCGGAGAAGCAAGUUGAUUAUGAAGUCAAUGCCCAUAGAUACUGGAAUGACUUCUACAAAAUUCAUGAAAAUGGAUUUUUCAAGGAUAGACACUGGCUUUUUACUGAAUUCCCUGAACUGGCACCUAGCCACAAUCACCUGACGGGUUUACCCUUGGAGAGGCAGAAGAGUGAGGUCUCUAAAUGCGGAAGCAGCGAGGAUGGGCCUGGCUUGACAACAGAGCAGCACAGGCAUUCUCAGCCACCUCCUGUGGAAGAGACUGUAAUUCAGAAGCUCGGGCACCUAGAAAUGUGUGCUGAUGAAUUUCCUGGAUCCUCAGCCACCUACCGAAUACUUGAGGUUGGUUGUGGUGUAGGAAAUACAGUCUUUCCAAUUUUACAAACUAACAAUAACCCAAACCUCUUUGUGUACUGCUGUGAUUUUUCUGCCACUGCUGUUGAACUGGUCAAGACAAAUCCAGAGUAUGAUCCUUCUCGAUGUUUCGCCUUUGUUCAUGAUCUGUGUGAUGAAGACCAAAGUUACCCAGUGCCCAAGGACAGUCUUGAUGUCAUCGUCCUUAUAUUUGUUCUUUCAGCAAUUGUUCCAGGCAAGAUGCAGAAAGCUAUCAGCAGGUUAAGCAGACUCCUGAAGCCUGGAGGGGUGGUGCUGCUUCGAGACUACGGCCGCUAUGACAUGGCUCAGCUUCGGUUUAAAAAAGGUCAGUGUCUCUCUGGGAAUUUCUAUGUGAGGGGUGAUGGCACCAGAGUCUACUUCUUCACACAAGAUGAGCUGCAUGCGCUCUUCACUGCUGCGGGUCUGGAAAAGGUGCAGAACCUGGUGGAUCGCCGCUUGCAGGUGAACCGAGGCAAACAGCUGACCAUGUACCGAGUCUGGAUUCAGUGCAAAUACAGCAAGCCUCUCCUGCCCAGUGCCAACAGAGAAGUGUCCACGCCUCACACAUGAGGUCAUCAUGUUUCAGGGCUUUUGUAAAGAAACGUCUGUAAGUGGCAGCUUGUUGAUGGUGGACAGUCUGGGAAUCCAAGGAGCUCAGACCUUAAACCAGGAACAAUUACUUUCUAUUAACAUUAACAAUUGUGGUUUUUAAUUGUGAAACCCAUUAAUACAUACUUUCUCAAGUUCA
Messenger RNA from Onychomys torridus (southern grasshopper mouse), 1340 nucleotides. It is a transcript of the gene Mettl2a, whose product is annotated as methyltransferase like 2A. The record is from RefSeq and is a predicted model, not a curated record. Lineage: Eukaryota; Metazoa; Chordata; Mammalia; Rodentia; Cricetidae. The coding region runs from base 32 to 1162 and encodes 376 amino acids. The transcript is spliced from 9 exons. Gene Ontology annotation, molecular function: tRNA (cytidine-N3)-methyltransferase activity.